AUGAAGAGGAUUUCCGUGCUGCUUCUGCUGAGCACCCUCCUGGGAACGCCAGCGGUACCUUCCCGGCGUCCCUUGUGUUACAAGAGGGCCCUCAAAGGCCACAGCUGUCACAACAUCCCUGAAGGCAUGGAGAACCUCCAACAAAUCGACGAAGGUCUACAAGAUCACUUUUGGGAAGGGAAGGGCUGUGAGGUGAUCUGUUACUGCAACUUGAAUGAACUGCUCUGCUGCCCAAAGGAUAUUUUCUUUGGAUCAAAGAUAUCUUUUGUGAUUCCCUGCAACAGCAACUGAUGGACAUCGAGUUUGCCAGUGAAAAC
Molecule: messenger RNA, 317 nt
Organism: Calypte anna (Anna's hummingbird)
Lineage: Eukaryota; Metazoa; Chordata; Aves; Apodiformes; Trochilidae
Gene: SCRG1
Product: stimulator of chondrogenesis 1
Exons: 2
Coding region: 1-291 (96 amino acids)
Source: RefSeq, a predicted model, not a curated record